CAAUCGGUAUCUAUAAUUGAUGAUAAUGUCUUAUUUCUUACCAAUUUGUUCAUAUAUAUCCACAUUUGACUUUGACAAUAGUAAACAAAUUAUUCGUAUUGAAAAGAGUAAAUAAAUAAUAAAUAACAACUUGAAAUAUUUUCAAAUUCCCGCAACUCCCUCAAAAUUCAAAUAAAUAAUAAUUGAUACCUUUUGGAGAUUUUUCAAAGGCAUCAAGACUUUCAAUAUACAAGUGUAUUCAACAUUAGGACGAUGAACUACUUAAGAAAUCUUCCAAAAAACUGUGAAGGAUAAGAGUAAAAUAAACAAAGCGAUGCAAAUACUUUGAUUCAUACACACACAACAAUAUCUCAUUAUAAAAUCCUUAUUCAUGUCUUUAAUGACAGCCGAUUUGUCCAAUCAAAUCCCAACAGUAUUACUCAUGCUUGGAAUUAUCUGUUUAAUUGGUAUAUUCGGUAAUAUUCUUGUCAUUAUUGUAUAUGCUUUAAAACAUGAUCGAUUAACAGCAACACUUUUUAUUCUUGUACUAGCUAUAUCUGAUUUCUUAGCAUGCGUUACAUUAAUACCUGGUACGAUGCUUAUUGAAUACCUUGAAUGGAAUAUUGAUUCAUCUUUUCUAUGUAAAUUUUAUUAUUUUAUUAAUAAUACUUUUAUUCCAUUCAGUAGUUUAUUGAUUAUUUGUAUAGCAUUUGAUAGAUAUUUCUGUUUAUGUCAUCCAUUCAAAAAUAUUUUAACAAGACAACGUGCUAAACUUGUUAUUUUAAUUUUAAUUUUUAUAUGUUUAAUAUUAGGCUUUAGUUCAACAUUCACUGUACGUGUUGAAAAAAUUCAUUUUGAAAAUAUUAAUAAUAAUGGUAAUCAUGAAAAUCAAUAUAUCAUUAAAUCAAUGAAUCAUACUCAUACUUUAAUAUCAUUUGAUCAAAAUUUAAAUUUUUCAUGGAAUUCAUAUCAUGAUAAAGAGGAGAAAUUUGAAUGUACAGAAAUAAUCAAAUUAAAUCAUACUAUGAUAGAUAAAGUUCUUUAUCAAAUUAUACAAAAAAGUCAAACUUGUAGUUAUAUUCUAUGCAUCAUUAGUGUAGUCACAUUGUAUGUAUUAAUUUAUCGAUCAGUGUCAAAGGUUUUUAAAAAACGCUUGGAAUUGAAAGGAGUUAGAAAAGGCGAUAAGCGGCACUUCAACAAUACCGGGGCUCAAAACAAUAACAACAGUCUUGUUAGUAAUAACACCCCACAGGCGAAAAAGUAUUUUUUCACGAGAAAACUUAAAAUUUCAUCCAAUCAGAGGGAUAAGACACCACCUAGUAAGUACAAUUUCUCCAGCUCCAAGUUGGUCACGUCACAGAACUUCCCUAAUUCAGAUGAACCUGUUAACAACAGAAUACUCCCAUCAAAGUCUUCACAGAAUAUUCAACAAUUCGAUUGUGGAAAAAUACUUAUUAAAAAUGAAAUACAAGAGGAUGAGAAAACCACUUCACUAGAAACACAACAACAGUCUGAUAACCAAUCAGAUCAAUUGAAUUUGUUGAAGAAAUAUCUUAGUCCUAAUUUGCAUGAAAACAAUAAGACAGUGGAUGCACAGCCAGUGAACACAGAGAUUACACAUACUGUUCCACUGAACUGUAACAGUCAUCUUCUAGCUAGUGAAGAGAAAACACGUCGUUCUAUGAAAACAAUUAAAGAUAAUAUUGCAUUUCAAAACUUGAAAACUGCUGCCAUGUUAUUUGUUGUCGCUGUUGUCUAUAUUGUAACAUUUAUACCGGCCAUGUUAAUGGCUAUUCAAUAUGUCCCAUUAUAUUUACCUAUAUUUUAUUUAUAUUAUAUUAAUAAUGCUAUUAAUCCCAUAAUAUAUGGAUUUAUGAAUCCAAAUUUUCGAGCCGAUAUACGUGUACUCAUCUGUAGAAAGUUGAAAUGUACACGGUCAAAUUUUACAGGGAAAUAAACGUACAAUUAUGGUGAAAACGUUUUCAACUUUAUUCAUAAUUCUCAUCUUUCAUAGUACAUUGUUAAACUGGAAAAAAAUUGGUCUUUAUUAAGCCAAUUUCUAACUCAUGGCUGACUAGAGACAAGACUGAGUUCAACUGCCGUUUUAAUUUUAUUGUAUAUUUAUAAACUUCAUUAUCCUUACAAAACUGCUGUUAUUUUCUCUUCUCUUGUUUUUGUGUACAAAGUUUGUCACCUGUUAAUCACUCACUGUUGAUUUUUCAACUUUUUUUCUUAAUAACAACAGCAGGAAAAAGUUCAGUGAUGCAGAAUCAUUUUCGUCAUUAUAUUUUUUAUUAUUUUUGUCUAGACUAAUUCAUAUUCCCCCUGUUUGGAAAAGAAAAACCUCCUGUACUUGCAUACUAUUCAUAAUAUUGUUUUGAUCAAGUUUAGCUUGGUUUCUUUUUACAGAUAGUACCAACCAAUAUGAACAUGUGUACACUGCUU
Molecule: messenger RNA, 2424 nt
Organism: Heterobilharzia americana
Lineage: Eukaryota; Metazoa; Platyhelminthes; Trematoda; Strigeidida; Schistosomatidae
Source: the annotation of a GenBank genome assembly